Molecule: messenger RNA, 1591 nt
Organism: Didymodactylos carnosus
Lineage: Eukaryota; Metazoa; Rotifera; Eurotatoria; Philodinida; Philodinidae
Source: the annotation of a GenBank genome assembly
AGGAAAUGACACAAAAUCCAUUUACUAUUACAAGUAAGGUUCAGUUUUCAUUGUUCAACAUAACACAUUGAUACAUUUUUGAGAGCAGGAGUUUUUUCAUACAUCAUUAAAGUUUGCUCACUAAUUUUGAAAGAACACGAUUCGCAGAGAAACUUGCUGAAAGAUAUUUUAUUUUAAAGAGAUAAAAGUACCUGUUUAGAAGAAUCAGUGUAGCAGCGAUCAACGAGAGGAUUUUUUAGUUGAAAGAUUUGCUUACAGCGUUAUUUCCAGAAGCAGUAGAUUCCUGGAAGCUGGAUCUCAAGAGAUUUUCGCGGAUGCUGAAUCUAAUGGUAUUAUCAGGGUCGUCGUAGUUCAUAAUGGGAUUCCAGAAAGUCGAUUUUUGAGCGCUGGCGUUUUACGGGGUACUUUUUUCUUAGACGGCCUAGAUGUUGAAGUCAAACAACCAUAUAGGUCUUAUAGAGCGUACUUUCUUCUAUCUAAAAUUUAUUGUGGAAAAAUUUUGUGUUGUGUCAGGCGACUUCUGGAAAUGCCUUUUGACGGACAAGCCAGGGUUUCUGAAAAACCUUUCACAAAGACCAAGCGUUUUACGACAAAGUCUUGGCCUUUUCUGCAUUCGUAUAAAAAAAGAAUGGCUUACAAACGUUUUUUGGACGUUCUAAUUGUGAUAUUCAUGAUCAGCAUGGACUAUUGUGUAGGACUAGGCAUUAUUUCGGUCGGAUUUGAGAAAAAAAUAAUAUAAUAAUAAUAUAAUAGUAUAAAUAAGAUAAUAGUAUAAAAAAAGAAUGGCUUACAAACGUAUAAGGUCACCAAUGAUGCUGCCUAACUAGAGGUUUCUUCAGAGAUAUUCUAGAAAAUCUUCACGGAUUUGGUAUACUAUAUGCUUCUAAAAUAAUGUAUUUUGAAUUCUGACAGAUUGACUCGAACCUCUAGACUGUCCUCUUUAAAACUACACAAGCCCAGAUUUUUAACCCCAUGGUUCGGGAGCGAUAGGCAUUUUGCGAAAACCUACCUAUCGGAUAAACUUCAUGCCUGGAACCUUCAAAACACAUGAAACAUAGGUUAUCGACCACGUUGAAUCAUAACUCAGUCAACCGUGUCUCAAACUGCUUCAGAAUGUCAAAAUAUACUCAAUUUUAUCUGUACUACACCGUGAACUUCCAUAAUAGUCUUAAAAACCAACAGAAAGUACUUUGGUUUUUUUGAAAACUUUUCUAGAAAGCUUUGGGAAUAAGGGAAUGUUUCGUACUAAUUUCUACUACAAAAAAUAUGAUUAAGCGUAUAAAAUUGAGUAUAUUUUGACAUUCUGAAGCAGUUUGAGACAAUCUACAGAAGAUAGUGAAAGUAAAGAAUCCUCUCACUGAUUAAUAGUAAUUUCUUGUAUUACUUUUAUAUAGCAGCGACAAAUCUUGGAAAUGAAGGUGAAAUGACGUUGAUAAAUCAAUCAAAUGACAGUGAUAGUGACAGUAGCAGUAUGCACAGUACAACAUCGUACUCUUUAACAUCGUCAUCUUCCAGUAGCAGUCGUAACAGCAUUGAAUUAACUUCGGAAACGACUGAUGUGUCAUCAUCAAGUGGAAGUGAUGAAGCUUAA